AUGACUGGCAUAUCAGCCGGUCCAUCGUUGUCGCUGCCUCACGAGGAUCCCUUUGCGAAGGAGCUUUUUGUCAAACCGUCACUGGUGUCAUCCUCCUUUUGUCACGUGUCUGACCCAUCCGAGUCAGAUGGGCAGGAGAAUGGUUUGCAGCAGACUCAGCCAGAAGGGGAAGAUGAGUCCAGAGGAGGCGUAUCGGCGAUUCUGGGGCCGGAAGUGGCGAAGAAUGAGGUGGCGAGUUGGCCCGUGAAUGGAGCUUUUAAGAUGAACCGGCUGGAUCGUCGGGUCGGGGAGAGCGGUCUGAUUAGUGCAACCGGGACAGGCUCACUGACCAAUCAGAUUGCGAUGAUGACUCAGCCAAUCAGAGACGUCUAUUCGAGUGGGGAGCAGAUCGCCUAUCCUCGCCGUCCAAGCCAUGCCUGGCUGGGGGAGGUGGGCCUCGGCAGCAUGUCCUGCCUGUCAGGAGUGCAGACACAAUUGCCUCCCCUCCCACCGCCGAGGUCGCGGACAACAUGUGGCCUCUCCUCGUUGUGCCCAACGGGCAAACUGACACCGACGUCACAUCCUCGCCGUGCCGCCUCAACUCCCAACCAGGCCCCGCCUGAUCCACUCAGUGCCAGGUUGGUACCGACGAUCUGUACCGAUCCAGCCUGUUUGUUCAUUGUUGACCUGCCGAAAAGACGGUCUCCCGUCUACAGUUGCCCCGUGCGUAGGGGACGAGCCGUCUGCCUCGGGCCUCAGACGGUCGCUGGGCCCGUCUGGCCCAAAGUCUCGGACUACUUUGAGACUGAGUUCACCGCCACCCCCUUUUGCCCCGACCCGGAUACCUGCCCUUUCCAAAGGGCCCUCUCAUCGGAGGCUCUAUUGCGGCGGCGAGCUCGUCACCAGGUCGCCCGAGUCUUGAGUAAUGGCGACUGGCGGUACCAGAGCUCGAGUCGCCGCUCCCUGCCGGCCGGGCCGUCGUCGCUAGUCGGGCCGGGACUCGAACAGACCGACCAGACCAGCCCCGUCGGAGGCGGUCUGCGGGCACUGCGGCGCUUCGUCUCGCCGGCGGCGCUGUCAAGCGAGUCGGAGGCUCGAGAACCGGUUAGACGACGUCUCACAAUCGGACUCGACGGAGGCUGUCGCGCCGGCUCACGAUGUCGAUUCGCCAGGCCUAGCUCGAGGCAAUCGUUCUCGCCAGUUUCCCUGUCGUCACCGCCGACGCUGCUGGUGCGGGCCAAGUCGGCCGUC
This is a messenger RNA of Protopolystoma xenopodis, 1230 nucleotides long. The record is from the annotation of a GenBank genome assembly. NCBI's taxonomy places the organism in Eukaryota, Metazoa, Platyhelminthes, Monogenea, Polystomatidea, Polystomatidae.